Nymphalis io (European peacock) is the source of this 422-nucleotide messenger RNA. RefSeq names its product 39S ribosomal protein L34, mitochondrial (gene mRpL34). Gene Ontology annotation, biological process: translation. Gene Ontology annotation, molecular function: structural constituent of ribosome. The coding region runs from base 97 to 369 and encodes 90 amino acids. The transcript has 2 exons. The record is from RefSeq and is a predicted model, not a curated record. Lineage: Eukaryota; Metazoa; Arthropoda; Insecta; Lepidoptera; Nymphalidae. Gene Ontology annotation, cellular component: mitochondrial large ribosomal subunit; ribosome.
UCAAAAUUGUCAGUCAGGCUGGGUUUUUUAAUCUUAGAGGAAUGAGUUAAAUUUCUUAUUCAUUUCAAUUAUAGUAAACAUAUUCAAGCAAUAAGCAUGUCUAAGUUUAUGACAGCUGUUCUUCAACCUUUAAAAUGCGUGACCCAAACCAUACAGUCAUUCGGACACGUUUCUCCAACUACCAGCUUAGUAAAACCCGAAAAUCCCUUGUUAUCGCUUAUUAGAACAAAGGUAAGAUGUUAUUUUCCACGUCCAAAUGAAGUAAGAAGAGUUCGUCGACAUGGCUGGAAUGCUAGAAUGUCAACGCCGAAUGGUCGAAGAAUUAUUAUGAGAAGGUUCUUAAAAGGCCGACACGUAUUGUCACAUUGAUUUGUUUUAGUAAGGGUAGGUGUAAUCGUAGAAAUAAUAUAAAAUAAAUAAUA